AUGGCUUCUCUUGGCCUCAGUCCCGCCGGAGCUCAAGCUCCUUGUCCUUAUCCUUCAUCGGCACCUGUAAUUAUCCGCUUCCUCCUUGUCCUACUUUGCGCGAGCUUCGCCACGGCGGCGGCGAAUGGCAGCUGCACCUGGCAAGGCUGGAAAGACGCCCCCGGGGAUGCCUCUCAGUGGCACAUUCGCGUUGACCCGUCGGGCCAGUCCGGGACCUUCACCACGGUCCAGUCCGCCAUCGAUGCCGUCCCCGAGAACAACAACCAUUGGUUCUGCAUUUACGUCAAGGAAGGUACCUACAGAGAGAAGGUGCAGAUUCCUAAGAACAAGCCCUUCAUCAUUCUCAAAGGACGAGGGAAGAGGAAGACCGAGAUCGUGUGGGACGAUCACGAGACGGUCGCCCAGAGCCCCACUUUCACUUCGUCAGCAGACAACAUCGUUGUCAAGAGCAUCAGUUUUCGGAACUCGUACAACAACCCCGUCAACGAGAACCCGAAGGUUCCGGCGGCGGCGGCGAUGAUCCUCGGCGACAAGUCCUACUUCUACCGGGUCGGGUUCUCGGGGUUGCAGGACACAUUGUGGGACGUGGAAGGCAGGCAUUACUUCAAGCGUUGCACGAUCCAAGGGGCGGUCGAUUUCAUCUUCGGAGGUGGCCAGUCCAUUUACGAGGGUUGUGCCAUAUCGGUGCUCGGGAACGCCCUGCCGGGGUUGUCGGGGUUCAUCACGGCGCAGGGGAGGGAGAAUGAGCAAGACACGGACGGGUUCGUGUUCAAGAACUGCAACGUCUUCGGAUCCGGCUCGGCCAAGUUAGGAAGGCCAUGGCGGGGUUACGCACGGGUCCUCUUCUAUCACUCUAACUUCACGGACGUCGUCGACCCUAAGGGAUGGGAUGCCUGGAGUUUCGUCGGCCGCGAGUAUCAGUUGACUUUCGUUGAGUAUGGCUGCUAUGGACCUGGAGCCGACAUGUCCAAAAGGGUGAGUUGGGAAAGGAAACUCGACGACUCAUCCGUGCAGCAAAUGACGAGCUUAAGCUACGUUGAUUCCGAAGGAUGGAUUGACAGAACGCCUUUUUAG
This is a messenger RNA of Eucalyptus grandis, 1074 nucleotides long. RefSeq names its product probable pectinesterase 29. Gene Ontology annotation, molecular function: pectinesterase activity. Gene Ontology annotation, biological process: cell wall modification. NCBI's taxonomy places the organism in Eukaryota, Viridiplantae, Streptophyta, Magnoliopsida, Myrtales, Myrtaceae. The transcript is spliced from 5 exons. The coding region runs from base 1 to 1074 and encodes 357 amino acids. The record is from RefSeq and is a predicted model, not a curated record.